Messenger RNA from Capronia coronata CBS 617.96, 1122 nucleotides. RefSeq lists its product as uncharacterized. NCBI's taxonomy places the organism in Eukaryota, Fungi, Ascomycota, Eurotiomycetes, Chaetothyriales, Herpotrichiellaceae. The transcript has a single exon. The coding region runs from base 1 to 1122 and encodes 373 amino acids. The record is from RefSeq and is a predicted model, not a curated record.
AUGAGCUACCAUUACGGUGUUCCGCCGUCGCAUUACACGAAAUACACUGCGUCGCCUUACAGCAGCGGCGAGUACGUCCACUACGCGCCCCAACACGACACAACGCCCAAGAAACAUGCACGCAAGGCCAGCUACAACCCGUCACCUAAAGUGGGAGGCUGGUUUUCUCCCGCUGGCUCCCCACCGCCAUACUACGAGCCACGAGUUCAAUAUGCUGUACCGCGGGAUGAUGUCUAUGUGAGUGAGGUCAGGGGCAAACCCCGCAAACACGAGAGCUACAAUACCUUCCCAAGCUCACGCUACCAUACCCGUUCAACGUCGCGCAAGCAGAAUCAGCCCAUCUACAUCUACGACGAUGAAGCUGAAUAUGCAAAAAUGCAGCCAACCUACAUCUACCGAGAACCACCGCAGUCCAAGCCCAGGCAUGCGAAGAAGCCUAGCACUGACACCUACUUUUACUAUGGGCAGGAGCAGAUUAUAGACGAGCAGCCGAAAAGAUCCAGGGCCCGCCGUUCCUCGUCUACGACCAAGCCUAUACACAAGUCCAGGCCGAGCCUGCACAAGUCCCCGCCACAAGCAAGCCAGGAGGACGCCAUCCGCGCAGGAAUUCCUGCGGGCUAUUCCAUCAAACACUGGGAUCCUACCGAGCUGCCUAUCAUUCUACUGGGCAGUGUGUUUGAUGCGAACUCGCUUGGAAAGUGGAUCUACGACUGGACAGUCUUCCAUCACGGCGCUUCUACUCCAAUUGCCGACAUGGCCGGUGAGCUAUGGCUGCUGCUCAUCAAACUCGCCGGGAAGAUGAAGCGGGCUGAAGAGUGUGUGGGCCGCAUCCACAAUCUCGACAAGCAGGAAAUCGUCGAAGACUUCAUUGUUAGCGGCCAGAGAUUAUGGGAUAGAUUUAAGGACCUUCUCAAGGAAUGCGAACACUACAUGUUGAAGGCGGCCAAACGCGACGGCACCAAAACCAUGGGCAAAAAGGCAGGCACCGAGUUCGUCGAUUCCAUCUUCGGGCGAGACCGCCACCUCGAACAGACGGAGAAGAUUAUGAAUCAGAUCCGACUCUGGAGCAUGCGCUUCGAUGUCAACUGCGAGGACACCCUGCGUAGGCCUUCUGUUGCCUAA